Molecule: messenger RNA, 1270 nt
Organism: Linum trigynum
Lineage: Eukaryota; Viridiplantae; Streptophyta; Magnoliopsida; Malpighiales; Linaceae
Source: the annotation of a GenBank genome assembly
GGCAUGGAAAAUUGCAUGUAGACAUCUACGUUAGUUGUGGAGACGGAAAUUGUAACGAUGCAACUAGAUUUUAAGGUAAAUAGUUUAGUUGCAACAAAACAUACUUAAAUGAUGACCGUGCAACAAAUGGUAAAGUUAGUGGCAACUGGUGCAAUUUCCCCCUAAAACGACGUAGAACUUCUUCAACUCAGCCCACCUCCACUACCAAGCUCUUCCGUCAUUACCGUCAAGCCAUGGCGAGCGUUUCAAUCCCCUUGUCUCUGCCUCACCUCAAUCUCCGCCGAGUCAACCGAUUCUCUGGUAUGGCUUCCGCAAGCGCAAACCGAGCGACGGGGCCGUCGGCGGGAGUUAAGAUCACGGAAGGUGUAGGUAACUUGCCCAGAGUCGUCCUCACUUCUCCUCACGGCAGUGAGGCGGAGAUUUACUUAUACGGAGGGUGCUUGACGUCCUGGAAACUUCCUGGCGGGAAAGAUCUUCUUUUCGUACGCCCUGAUGCUGUGUUCGACAAGAAAAAGCCAAUCAGCGGAGGCCUCCCCCAUUGUUUCCCACAGUUUGGACCAGGUGCUAUUCAGCAGCAUGGAUUUGCUAGGAAUAUGGAUUGGUCAGUUGUCAAUUCUGAGAAUGUGGAGGGUGACCCUGUUGUAACAUUUGAGUUAAAGGAUGAACCUUACAGUAGAGCUAUGUGGGACUUCGGUUUCCAAGCUCUAUACAAGGUAAUGCUUAAUUCAAAGAGCGUUUCCACAGAACUUAAGAUUACUAAUACAGAUAGCAAGCCGUUCUCGUUUACGACUGCUUUGCAUACAUAUUUCAGUGCUGCUGUGACAGGGGCAUCAGUGAAGGGUUUGAAAGGUUGCAAAACAUUGAAUAAAGAUCCUGAUCCUAAAAAUCCUUUGGAGGGACAAGAGGAAAGGGAUGUGGUCACUUUCCCUGGGUUUAUAGAUUGCAUUUAUCUUGAUGCUCCAGCUGAGCUUCACCUUGAUAAUGGCUUGGGUGAUGUGAUUACGAUCAAGAAUUCAAAUUGGACAGAUACUGUGCUAUGGAAUCCACAUCUUCAGAUAGAAGCAUGUUACAAAGAUUUUGUUUGUGUUGAAAAUGCUAAGAUUGGGAGGGUACACCUAGAGCCCAGUGAAUCCUGGGUAGCUACACAACAACUUAGUCUCAGUUAAAGUUUCUAUUCAAUUUGGUCGACGAGCACUUUCACUGCAGUCUGCAGGUUCCUGUUUUUUAUAAGCGUUUUCAGCCUUGUAAACAAUAAGAGCAAUAAUUUUAC